AGUAUUUCGAGGAACAUGGUGGAUAACAGAUGUGAGCUACUGAAUCGCUUCCAGUUCAGUUAAGAAGUUCUAUCGAUAAAAUCAAUGCAUCGUUUGACAUUUGUGAAAACUGUUGACAUAACCGAAACGCUUAAAGGCGGUGAAGGGCGGUCCUGAGAGAGAGAGGAUCUUAUCUACACGUCAUGAAGGCUGGUCCAUCACUGAUAAGCAGUUCAGCCUCCGAUCCGAGCAUAGAUAUAAAAUGGGAACCAACGCCGACCGCUGUAUUCAGUACUCGUUUCUCGAUAACUCGUACAAGCAAUUCCAAAUUGUUCAAGAUGUUCAAGUUCUUCUUGAUCGCUGCCCUGGUGCCAGCAAUGGUCCUGGCCAACGUGAACUUCCGUCCUUGCCCAAACAAAGCUCCAACGCCCACCACCCUCAAAGUAAACGACUGCUACGCCGACAACUGUGUCCUGGUGUCCCGAAAGCCCCUGUACGCCGUGGCCAGUGGGGUUGUCAGUCGGCACAACAGCAAGACGGCCACCACCCGGCUCGUGGCCCGAUUCCUCGGUAUGGACGUGGGCUACAAACUACCGGCUGAGCUGACCAAUGCCUGUAAUGGUGGGAUUUCCGGUGGCUGCCCGGUCGUUGCCGGAAAGACAUACAAUUUCGUUCUGGCUCAUGACGUUCUGGAGAUUCCGUCCAUUAAUAUCCCUGUAGAAAUUGAAGUCAGCGUGACCGGCGACAGGGGUGUUGUACUGGGAUGCGUUCGCUUUAAUGCCAGAAUCGCGAAGAGAUGAGGGGAG
Messenger RNA from Aedes albopictus (Asian tiger mosquito), 785 nucleotides. Its product is annotated as mite group 2 allergen Der f 2-like. Lineage: Eukaryota; Metazoa; Arthropoda; Insecta; Diptera; Culicidae. The transcript has 2 exons. Bases 183 to 779 code for a protein of 198 amino acids. The record is from RefSeq and is a predicted model, not a curated record.